GAAAAGCCAGAGGGUACAGCGGUCAGUGUCGUCCUGGCCAUCUUAGUAGUGGGGUUGACAGCCUGUGGCCUGCAGCGGCGUCGUUCCUAUGAUUAUGGCGGCAAUCCGACAGCAGAUGAACUGACCGCGAUGGUAGAUGCAAAGGCAGUCCUGAAUUGGGCAGGAUACGCAGUCGAUGAUCUCGCAGAGACAACUGUGCCUGGCUCAUCUCUGAAACAUUUAGGUCUGCAGCCGACCAGUCUGCCAAGGGUUGUAGGCAUGUUCUCAGAGGAUGACUUGGAAGCUACGUUGACCACUUGGACUGUGCCAGUAGCAGGUGGACCAGCCAGAGCACCAACUAUGGCAGAAUCUGAGAUGGCAAAGCUGUUCUUUAGACUCUGUCAACUUGUGGCAGGGGCAGGCUUGAGGUUGCAGGAACUGAAGGCAGUGGCAAAAGCUGCACCCGCAGUGGCAGCUCCACCAACGGUGCAAAGCUCUUCUGCACAAGGGCAAAGGAUCAAGCUUUGCUCAGUGAUCAGCCAGGUGGAUAACUCGGAGAGAUCAUCAAAUACUAUGUCAAAUGCUAUGGUCGCUAUGAGACGGUCUUCGGAGCAGGCGAGAGGCGGAUGUGAGGUGUCGUCUGGAGCACAUGGAGAGAUUGAAGGGAAAGCUCAAGACGCAGCAGGCGGCACCAUUGACUAUGACGAGAACAGACCUUGGAAUUCAGUCUGGGCGCAGGCUGUGUCAGACGAAGCCUUUUGGAGAGAAGAGGUGAAUGAGCCAAGACCACCCCUCCUGGAGAAGUUGUUGAAGGAUACAAUGGUGGUCAAUGCCCCAACAGCACUCAAGGGAUCUGGCACACACAGCAGUGGGACACAGCGCAUCAGUGUGACAGAUGUCUCCGGGCGCAUCCGAGCUCCAGGAUUUCUGAGAGCAGGUGAAGAGGAGCUUUGGGAGCUACGACGGUAUGGCUUGAAAGGUCUUUCACCUGAUGACAAGAAGAAGGUGACGGAAGGCACAUUGUUGGCGACAAGAGCGGCCGACGCUGCGGAGAAUUUCCACGUCAACGAUGGAUGGUGGAUCUUAGAGCAACUUCACGAGCGUGAGGGACAGACCUCAAUGUGGAAGUUGGAUGAACUUCGCCUCAACAAAGCACUGGCGAACGCCCUCUACAGGAGGAGGGGAAAGAAGAGAGUAUGCCAGAGUCUUGUGAAGUGGGCCCUGUUGACGUUGCACAAUACCAAACAUGCAUACGUGGAAGGCUGCAGCAGUACUGGUCUGCUUUUAGUUGAAGAUCCAGGAGAGCGUUGUGCCAAGUGGACCUUCGAAGGAUCGCCAGCAGGACUCGAGAAGGAUACAUCAGACAUCGAUGGCCUGUUCCAGCAGGUUGAACCAGAUGACGCUGGACUUCAGCCAGGGCAGAGCUUGGUCACUGACUAUGAUAACUACUCUGUUGUGGAGGAGGAUGAAGAGGCCUUUGCAACGCUGGAAGGCUAUCAGCACAAGGGCUUCCUCACCAAGGUUGACACAUUGGAUGAGGUCGUCGCGGAAGUGCCAGCUUCAAAGGUGGCAGAACUUGACAAGCGUCUGGAAGAAACCACGCAGUCAAACGUGGUCAGCAAGAAGUCGCUUCGCACACUGAUUGGCAAAGCGAUGGCCAUUGCUUCAAUGCUUUUCGUCUGGAGGCCGUUCAUCAGCGAGCUCUACGUGGCUUUGCAAGCUGAGCAACCCAUGCGCCAAAUGGGUGAAUUUGGACGAAGCAAAUUGCACACACUGUGCAAUGGCUGCGAGCCUUCCUUGCUGGAGAGAAAGCUGGCAUCAUCAGCCUUGGCGCGCAAAUUGGCAGUCAUCCAGGGCACACUGUAUGCACAGGUCAAAGGCAAGUCAGCUGCCGGGAAUUUGCCCUGGACCUUGGACGUGCCCAACACCGUCCAACAGUGGUGGAACAUCUGCCUGGUGUUGCAAACGCCAUCUGCAACGUGCUUUCGAGUCGGUAUCAGCCUGGAGUGCUAUUCAAGCUACGUGAAACCCGCGUACCGUCUGUACCUGCGGGUGAGCCUUUUGCUUCCCAGUCUGGUCCUCACAGGACACCUGGUCACCCAGUUGCACAGGCCCACCGCUGAUGCCAUCAGCAGGCCCCCAUGCACAGCAGCCCAAGCACCACGGCUGAUGCCAGCAGGCCCACCGCUGAUGCCAGCAGGGCAAGGUCCGAUUAACCCUUGCGCCUUGAUAGUCACGGCCACUCUGUUUAUGCUUCGAGAAGUGGAGGCGUCAUCACUGGAAGUGGCUGACUUGACCUUCACAAGUACGGUGUACACCAAACAGAGUGUGGUCGACACCAUUCCUGCGGCCAUCGACCUGUCUGGAGGGUCAGCCAAGGAUGCAUCGGGUGGGGAAGCGCUGCGGUCCCCACAUACCUUGGAAUCCUUCCAUCACAGGCUGGGAUCAGCACCGGAAGUGGAACAGGUCAAGACGCAGAUAGAAGACACCGAGCACAAGUUUGAAGGCAUCGAUGCCACUCUGG
Cladocopium goreaui is the source of this 2503-nucleotide messenger RNA. NCBI's taxonomy places the organism in Eukaryota, Dinophyceae, Suessiales, Symbiodiniaceae. The record is from the annotation of a GenBank genome assembly.